Messenger RNA from Terrapene triunguis (Three-toed box turtle), 1177 nucleotides. Its product is annotated as mediator of RNA polymerase II transcription subunit 1-like. Gene Ontology annotation, cellular component: mediator complex. Gene Ontology annotation, molecular function: nuclear vitamin D receptor binding; nuclear retinoic acid receptor binding; transcription coregulator activity. Lineage: Eukaryota; Metazoa; Chordata; Testudines; Emydidae. The record is from RefSeq and is a predicted model, not a curated record. Gene Ontology annotation, biological process: regulation of transcription by RNA polymerase II; cellular response to thyroid hormone stimulus. The coding region runs from base 257 to 1003 and encodes 248 amino acids. The transcript has 8 exons.
UUUAAUUCUUAAUAAUCCGUAUUCUCUUUCCUAGUGACAUGAAAGCUAAGGUAUAUCUUGCCUUGCAAUCUUUGGAAAAAGAUCUCUAUUCAAUGUCCCUUCUGUACAGAACACAGGAUGCAAACAGAGUUACUGAAGUACUUCAUGGAAAAGCAGGACACCUUGUGCAAAGAACUGGAGGAACCCCUAUGAACAUUGAAUAUUAUCUAUCUCCAUAUCAAGUUCUGGAAGAAGAGCUGAAUCCUGGCUCCCAAGUAUGUGGAACAAAAGUAUUUGUAACGGUUGGAAGUUCAAACACAACACACAAACUUCCCAUUUCUCCAUUAAUUGUGGAUUCUCAGGCAGGAGAUGGUCUCUUCCAGAUUGCCCGAAGCACAGUUAUUUCAUAAAUAAGGGCACAGAGAAAUCAGGUAUAACAGGAGCCCUCGUCAGUAAAAUUCCAUUUACCCAUCCAAAGUGUGUACCUGCUAUAAUUGAGAUUCUUCGGCAUCAAGUGGCAUAUAACACUCUUAUUGGCAGCUGUCUCUCUGAGAACACUAUAAAUGAAGAUUGCUCAGAGCUGCUUUAUUUUGAAGUGUCUCCACAAAAGGGCACUAGCUUUUCCAUCUCAUUCCAGCAUCCUAUGGGGGAGAGUUUAGCCUGUGUGGUAGCUGAUGUCUUGAGCGCCAGACAAAUCAGAUGCAGUCUUCAUACAAAUCCUCAAGAUGUAACUCUAAAUUGCUGCAAUGACUUUAUCACAAGAGUCAUGGAGCGUUGUAUGUCUGUCCCUCUUGUCAUGAGAGCUAUUUUCAAGAAUGCUGUCACAAUGAAAGUUGAUGGUGAAAUACAAAAUAUGGAAGUUAUCUCUGAGCAAAAUCCUGAAGUGACCUGCAAGCAAACUACGUCUUCUAACAGUACCGGAGCAAAUAUUUCUGGAGCCAGCAUGCAAAAUUCAUGUGAUGGCAUGGAGACAAGCAGCUCCACGGCCAGUAUUGAGUGUGCGAUUUGUGAUAUAUCAGUAUAACUAAAGCAAAUACUCAUCUGAUGUUUACUGUGGUUCCAUGUCACUUUUUUUGUAGUGUGAUCAAUAGACAUUGUUUCAAGAAACAGUAGAGGAGAACUUGGCAAGAUCAAUACUUCUGUCUAGCAGGAUUUCCUCUUAGAAUUAAAUCUUUUCAACCCUGCAUAUUGCUAAAUU